Pistacia vera is the source of this 1997-nucleotide messenger RNA. RefSeq names its product pentatricopeptide repeat-containing protein At2g15980. Lineage: Eukaryota; Viridiplantae; Streptophyta; Magnoliopsida; Sapindales; Anacardiaceae. The record is from RefSeq and is a predicted model, not a curated record. The transcript is spliced from 3 exons. Bases 67 to 1527 code for a protein of 486 amino acids. Gene Ontology annotation, molecular function: protein binding.
AAAGAACUGAACUGAGACUAUACUAUGUCGUUUUAUUUUUAGUUGCAGAGGCAGAAGCUUGUAAGAAUGGCAGUUCGAAUCCUUAAACACGCACGCUUUACAAUCCCAAACACCCUGUUUUUGUCCCAAUUUUCUACCUCAUCUCCUCCACCGUCUGAUCAAUCCCACCACAUAAUCUCCACCGUCGUUUCACUCCUCACUCACCACCGCUCCAAGUCACGUUGGACUCACCUCCACUCACUCUGCCCCUCCGGUUUCACACCAUCCCAGUUUUCCCAAAUUGCCCUCGACCUCAAGAACAAUCCCCAUCUUGUCCUCCGCUUCUUCUCCUUCACACAACGCAAAUCUCUCUGUAAACAUGACCUCAACUCUUAUGCUACUGUCAUUCACAUCCUCUCUCGGGGCCGCCUCACUUCCCAUGCCCAAAAUGUUAUCCGGGUCGCCAUUAGAUUUCCAGAACCGAACCCGGUAAUGAAACUUUUUGAAAUUCUUGUUAAAACCUAUAGAGAGUGUGGUUCAGCUCCUUUUGUGUUUGAUUUGUUGAUUAAGUGUUGUUUAGAAGUGAAAAAGGUUGAAACUUGUGUUGAUAUCGUGAGAAUGUUGAUGUCUCGUGGGCUUGGUUUGAAAGUUAGUACAUUUAAUGCUUUGAUAUGGGAGGGUUCGAGGUGUAAAGGAGUGAACUUUGGGUAUGAGAUUUAUAGGGAGGUUUUCAGGUUAGAUUGUGAAGAGAGUGAAAGAAAUGGUAAAGAUGUGAAAAGGGUUGUCAGGGUUAGGCCUAAUGUGCAUACAUUCAAUGCUUUGAUGGUGUGUUUUUAUAGAGAAGGGUUGUUGGAGAGAGUGGAGAAUAUAUGGUUUGAAAUGGAGGGAAUGGGAUGUGAAGCUGAUUGUUAUAGUUAUGGUGUUUUGAUGGUUGUGUUGUGUGAGGAAGAAAGGAUGAGAGAGGCGGAGAAGUUAUGGGAAGAAAUGAGAGAUAAGGGUGUGGAGCAUGAUGUAGUGGUGUAUAAUACAAUUAUUGGGGGGUUUUGCAAGAUUGGACAGAUUGGGAGGGCUGAGGAGUUUUUUAGGGAGAUGGAGUUGAGUGGGGUUGAGAGUAGUUGUGUUACUUUUGAGCAUCUUGUUAACGGAUAUUGUAGAGUUGGGGAUGUUGAUUCGGCCGUUUUAGUGUAUAAAGAUAUGUGUAGGAAAGAUUUUAGGCCAGAGGGUUCCACGGUAGAGGUUUUGAUUAGAGGGCUUUAUGAUAAGAGAAGAGUUUUUGAAGCAAUGAAGAUACUGAGGGUUGGAGUUGAAAAGUUUGGUCUAUCUCCUACAAAGAAAAGCUACAUGUUCUUGAUAAAGGGAUUGUGUGAGGAGCAGAAGCUGGAAGAAGCAUUGAAGGUUCAGGCAGAGAUGGUGGGAAAAGGGUUUGAGCCCUGUUUAGAGAUUUACAAUGCUUUUGUUGAUGGAUAUAUGGAACAAGGAAAUGUGGAAGUGGCAAAUAUGCUGAGAAAGGAGAUGUUAGAAUCUCAAAAGAGGCAGGAAGAGGUUUAGAUUUUUAAUUGUUGUAUGAGUGUUUGCCGACGCCGAGUCAUAACAGCAGCCAGUCACCAGUUAUUUUGAGUUGAAUGGUGUGAACUAUAUGGUUGACGUUUGCGUUGCAGACUUCUUAUCUGAUUGAUGCAAAUUCCUUGUUGAAGAAAAAAUGGCUAUGAGUGGUUCCUCAUGCACUGCAAGGGAAGAAUUCAAAUGUUUCGGCACCUUAGUCAAUGACAGAAUCAAAAAUGGAAAUGUGGAGCUGUGAAGAAGCAGAAGGUGAUUUUUUUUUUUCUCAGAUGCCCGUCUUGUUCACCAUUUUCUUCGACGUAACAUUCCAUAUAUUAGUAUGAUUUCUGUAUGUUAAAUUGGAUGUUGAAGAAUACAGUCUCCCUUUGUGAAUAAAAUGGCAUUCACUGGAAGUGACUUUCAUUUGCUGUUUCCUUUGAAUUUGAUCAGCAUUUUGAGUGAAUUUCCAUAUCUGUUUU